UCAGUGGUGGCAAUACGGCGACAGCAUGCGAACAUGGAUGAUGAGAUGUUGAUGUGCUCUGGAUUUAAAAGCUUUUUAAGGAUUCUCACAUACACAGCCUAAUGCCAUCUAACACACUGGACUUGCCUUUGGUUGCUUGGAUUAACCUUGGUUAGGGCACUAGAUGUAGAUGUGAGGGGUAAGUACAACCGAUGUGAGAAGAACUCCAGGGGGCUCCACCCUCCCCAGCACCGUCCUACACCUUCAGAGCCCCUAUCCCUACAGCCAACAUGUUCUCCUCUAAUUUUCUAAGUGGGGGCAAUCCCCUAAGUGCAAUGUCCUCUGCUGUGAACAAGUUCAGUCUUUUUGGGGAUGAGACAAGUGUGGAAAAGCAACAGCCCCCAGGACCUACAAAGCAGAAGGAUUCUCAACAGCAGGGAAACAGCCAACCAAGUGGACAACAGCCACAGGGUGUGGGCAGGGGCAGCCAAGGAGCUGGACGUGGUGCAUCUCAACCCCAAGCAACUGGACGCGGAGGACCUGUACAGCAGGGAGCUGGUAGAGGAGGUCUACCGCAACAAGGAGCUGGCAGGGGAGGGCUGCAACAAGGAGCAGGUGGGAGUGGAUCUCCUAAGCAGGUUGUAGGCAAAGUUGGAUCUCCGCAACAAGGCCCAAGAAAACCUGGGUCUCCAUCAACAGAGGCACGUAAAGCGGAGCCCCAGGGGAAAGGUAGACCUGACCCAGGAGUGAAAUCCCUGUGUCCUGUUUGUAAAAACACAGAACUCAAUAUGAAGUCCAAGGAUUCGCCCAAUCACAACACCUGCACACAGUGUAAAUUAGUGGUCUGCAAUAUGUGUGGGUUCAGUCCUCCGGAUGCAACUGCUAAGGAGUGGCUUUGCCUGAAUUGCCAGAUGCAGAGAGCUCUGGGAGGGGCAGAGAGUAGUGGAUCCAUCCAAAAAGCCCAGCCACAGCCCAAAAGCUCUGUACCUUUACAGAACCCUGGAAUGCACAAUGUUUCCCCCUUAAAGAAAGAUAAUCCAGAUACUAAGCAGGUGCCUCCAUCUACCAGCCAGCCAAACAAACCAACAGAGGGUCAAAAAGCUUCAAGCCAGCCCAGCCCCAGUACAAGAAAUACCAACACAGCUGGUCAUCCAUCACCACAGACAGCUCAACAAAAACCUCUCCCGCAACAGACAGUAAAAGUUAGUACUACUCCAGCCAAAAAUGAACCACCAUCACAUACUGAACCCCCUAAAGAAGAGUCUGGAUUCUUUGGUUUUGGUUUCGGUGGUGCUCGAUCCCGCUCACCAUCUCCGCAACCUGGUGUCUCCUCUGUUUCUGGAAAAGUUCUAGGGUUCGGUUCUUCGUUCCUAAGCUCAGCCUCCAAUUUGAUUUCGGCUGCCCAGGAUGAGCCCUCCACAACACCACCAACUUCUCGGAAGGGUUCUGCUGUUUCCCAAACCUCUGCCAAGACCACCACACCUCCUCCACCCAAAAAAGAGUCAGGGACCUCUGAGGGCUCCCCCGAUCUUCAUCGACCUCAAACACAGCAAGAUAAUCCACAACAGAAAUCCCAGGAUACAGGGCAAGCUAAAACAACCGCAGUCCAGAAAAAGGAUGGAUCUUCAUCUGCUCAGGCUACUAACCCUGAACAAAGCUCCAAAGUUCUUCCCAAAGCUUGUCCGCUCUGCAAGGCGACCCUGAAAAAAGAUCCACCCAACUAUAGUUCCUGCACUGAAUGCAAGGCCACUGUGUGUAAUCAAUGUGGAUUCAAUCCUGUGCCUCAUCAAACAGAGGCAAAAGAGUGGCUUUGCCUAAACUGCCAAACACAAAGAGCCCUGAAAGGAAUGGAAUCUUCAGGGCAGCCUAUUAAGAAGUCCCUAACACAGGCCCCCAAAUCUGAAAAGGUGCAAUCUGCAGUUGAUUCUGGAGCAAAACAGCAUAGUAGUCCUGCCAGCCAACCAGCUUCUCAGAAAAAAGAAACGCAUGAACAACAGACUACAUCAGUAGCAGCAAAACAACAUCCCACGCCAAAACCUCUUCAGCAGCAGUCAAAAAAGGGUAUACCCACUCCUCCACUGUCUGAGCCACCAUCAAAGGCCCAGGCUCAUCAAGAACAGGCAGGAUUUUUUGGCUUUGGUUUUGGUGGUGCUCGAUCACGAUCACCAUCCCCUUCCCCACAGCCUGCUGUUUCUGCUGUGUCUGGAAAAGUUUUAGGAUUUGGGUCCUCCUUCCUGAGUUCAGCAUCAAAUCUCAUUUCAUCCGCUGUUCAAGAUGAAUCUACAGCACAGUCAACUUCUCACCAGGGAUUGUCAGUCUCCCAAAACACCCUUAAGACCACAACCACUCCCCCAACACCUCGUAAAGCAUCCACAACAUCCAAAGGUGCUUCUACGACAGUGUCUGAAGCAAAAGCUGAUCAACCAACUGGUCAAAAAGAGAGCACAACAGAACUAACUGUUGACCAGAAGAACAAAGCACCAUUAUCUCAAGCUACAAAACCUGAACCUUCUCUCCAGAAAACAGACAAAGGGACAAUGCCUUUGCCCAAAUCUUGCCCACUUUGCAAAGUUGAGAUUAAGAAGGACCCUGUCAACUACAACAUAUGCACAGAAUGUAAGAACACUGUGUGCAACUUAUGUGGAUUCAACCCAACACCUCACCAAACAGAGUUGAAAGAGUGGCUUUGUCUGAACUGUCAGACUCAGAGAGCUCUCAGAGGAAUGGAACCACCAGGAUCUCCAAAGAUUGAGAUGUCAGCACAGCCAAACAAAAUCCCUGUUACUCAACCACUGGGUUCACCCUCAAUGCAGAAGAAAGAUGCUUCAGAAUUGAAAAAGACAGACAAGAAGAUUGACCCUUCUCAGAAAUUACAGGAGCAACAAACCAAGGCACCAAAUGGCUCCCUGCCAAAGCAUAAAGCUCAGCAAAAUACUGAAACCAAAUCUGAAGCUCCUGGCAAGCCACCUAAGGAAGAGUCUGGAUUCUUUGGUUUUGGUGGUGCUAGGUCAAGGUCUCCUUCUCCUCAGCCUGCUGUGUCUUCUGUUUCUGGAAAGGUUUUGGGCUUUGGAUCCUCCUUCCUCAGUUCAGCAUCUAGUUUAAUAUCAUCCACUGUGCAGGAAGAAACUUCCAAUGCCCCACCAACAUCUCGCAAGGGAUCUACAGUUUCCCAAACCUCAAUGCUAACACCACCCACUUCUCGAAAAGGAUCAGUAGCUUUGCAGGACUCUAAAACACCACCAACAUCUCGCAAAGACAGCUCACAGCAAAACACACCACCACCUACACCCCAAAGGGGCUCUGCUGUUCCUCAGACCACAAAUCCAGCAUUCAAGACUUUGUCUACAUCCAGAGACAAACACACUGGGGACAUAACACAACCUACUGCACAGAAAGAUGAGACAAAGAUGAGCGAGUCACCUCAGUUAGCAAGUAAAUCAUCUGUGCAAGCAAAAAUAGAUCAAUCAUUACUGUCUACAAAUGAUAAAACCCUGCCACUUCCCAAAACGUGUCCACUUUGCAAGGCAAUUAUUAUCUCUGAUCCUCCAAACUUUAGCACCUGCACUGAUUGCAAAAACACUGUGUGUAAUCUUUGUGGAUUUAACCCCAUGCCUCAUCAAAAAGAGGUAAAGGAAUGGCUUUGUUUGAAUUGUCAAAUAAAGAGGGCCCCAGUACCUUCAACCCCAAACCCCCAGGUGCAGGCUAAUAUGGUCUCACAACAAAACAAAAUAUCUCCAAUUCAACAAAAAGCAGGUAAAACUGAAAAUACAUCAACAACUGCCAUGGAAAACACCACUGCAACUUCAACAGCACAGAAGCCUCAAAUGGAAAAACACCCUCCACAGCAGGACACUUUAAAUCUUAAUAAACAAUUGCCAAAAGAUACCAGAACAUCAGACAAAACUGAAGACACAACAAAAUCAGAGCCUUCUAAAGAAGAAUCAAGCUUCUUCGGCUUUGGUUUCGGUGGUUCUAGAUCUCGAUCACCUUCUCCUCAACCUGCUGUCCCUGAGAAGGUUCUAGGCUUUGGUUCUUUUUUCUUCAGUUCAGCAUCUAGUCUCAUAUCCUCAGUAGUUCAGGACGAAUCCUCCAAAACACCACCAACACCUCGUAAAGGAUCAGCAGUUUCUCAGACAUCUGUAAAGUCUACAACACCACCCUCAUCUCGUAAAGGUUCAUCGGUUUCACAGACCUCUCUCAAAAACACUGCUGUACUAUCAACAGGCACGCUACAACCAUCUACAGCACUUCAGGACUCUCCAAGUGUGCUGCAGGCUCCAGAAAGUAAACCACUUUCUCAUAAACUAAUGGAGGGCAAGCAAUUUGUCCCAACUCAACCUAUUAAACCACCAACUGCAGAUACAAAGGUGGAUACUUCACCGUCACAGCCAAGAGCAACUGCUAAGUCACCCAAAUCUGUCCCUAAAGAAUGCCCACUUUGCAAGGUAGAGCUCAAGAAUGAUCCUCCUAACUUUAACACCUGUACUGAAUGCAAGGCUAUUGUAUGUAACCUCUGUGGGUUCAAUCCUACUCCUCAUAAGACUGAGGUAAAGGAAUGGCUUUGCUUGACCUGUCAGAUGCAACGAGCAUCCACAUCUUCUCAUGUAGAGCCUCAAGAACAAGCAAAGAAAGUAGCACCAGUGCCCAAAAAGGAGGCACCUCCAGAGUCUUUACAAAAGAAAGAAAAUCCAGAUGAUGCCACUAACACUGGUCAGAAAACUGCUUUAGGUAAAAAGGAACCCACCGACACUCGAACAAAACAUCCCAGUCAGCAGAUGAUGUCUGGUAGGUUUCAAGAAAAAGAACCAGCACCACCACCAAAAGCUGAUAAUCGUCAAGAGGAUUCUGGAUUUUUUGGUUUUGGCUUUGGUGGGGCUCGAUCCAGAUCUCCUUCACCUCAGCCUGCAGUUUCUGCUGUGUCUGGGAAAGUUUUAGGCUUUGGCUCUUCCUUCCUUAGCACGGCCUCUAAUCUAAUAUCAUCAGCUGUUCAGGAUGAACCUUCUACAACACCACCAACCUCCCGCAAAGGUUCAUCGAUUUCUGAAACCACAUCUCCGGCAAGCUCACGUAAAGGCUCUUCAGUGUCAGUCAAAAGCAACGCAACACCACCUAGUUCUCGAAAGGGUUCUGAACCUACUAAAGAUACUAAGCCAUCAAUUCCACAGAAAGAAGAUGAAAAGAAACUAGAGAACAAGCCAUUAAUUCAGCAGACUAAGGAGUUAUCAAAUAAUGUGAAAGAUGAUAAAUUAGUGACACCAAAGGUUUCGUCUGAACCUCUCCUCAAAUUAUGUCCACUUUGCAAAGAAGACCUUAAAAAAGAUCAAUACAACAGCUGCACUGAAUGCAAAAAUACUGUAUGUAACUUGUGUGGGUUCAACCCUACGCCACAUGAAAGUAAGGUAAAAUGGCUUUGUUUGGCCUGUCAGAUGCAGAAACCUCCAGAACCUACCCCUUUGCAUCCUCAACCACCAACUAAGGAUGUUGCACCGCCGGAAAUGAAUAAUCUGUACACUUCACAGAAAAAGCCAGCAUCUAUUCAAAAGAAAUCAGAAACAGAACAGGAAGACAACAAGCAAACUUUAACAAAAACUGAACAACCAACUGAAAAAGAAAUGAGACAACCUCAUCAGGUUGCAAUUUCAGAAUCUCAAAAAACAGAGCCCCAAAACAAAUCUGCUAUUUUCGGGUUUGGUUUUGGUGGAGCUAGAUCUCGAUCACCAUCUCCUGCUGGCUCUGCUGUUUCAGGGAAGGUUCUAGGAUUUGGCUCCUCCUUUAUAAACUCAGCAUCUAAUCUAAUUUCAUCAGCUGUUCAAGAUGAAUCCUCUACAACACCAUCUGGUUCUCGCAAGGCUUCGGUGGUGUCUCAAAUGUCCGAUAAAACACCACCAACUUCUCGAAAAGGUUCUGCAGUUUCACAGACAUCUGUCAAAACAUCUUAUCCUACCUCACACAAUGUUUCAGAGGCUGCACUGAACACUAAAGGCAUUCAAUAUACAAAUGAGACAAAACCUGAAUUUGAAUUUGCAGAGAAAAAAGAAGAAACGACUGCUGAAAGACAAGUCAAAGGAAGUACAACAGAUCAUAUUAAAAAUUUGGAUGCCAAAGAAGAACAAAGCAAGCAAGAUGGAGCUGCUCAUGUUUCAUCUGAAUCCCAUGAAGAGUCUGGCUUUUUUGGAUUUGGUACAUCUCAGUCUCCCUUACAUCUUCCUACUGCGUCCGGUGUUUCUGGCAAAGUUUUAGGAUUCGGGUCUUCGAUUUUUAGCUCAGCAAGUAAUCUCAUCUCAACAGCUCCGGGCGAAACUACUACAACACCACCUACUUCUCGCAAGGGUUCAGUAUCCUCUCAGUUAUCUUCUAAGUCUUCUCCACCACCUUCUCGUAAAGGCUCAUCAGUUUCUCAGACUUCAGACAAGAUCACUACCCCACCUUCCUCACGGAAAGGAUCUGUAAUUUCUCAGACAUCCAUCAAGACAAACACACCUCUUACUUCUCGAAAGGAAUCCAAAUCUGUUGAGGUCUCUCCUAAAACACACUUUUCAGAUGACAAAAUAGAACAUCCUGUAAAUAUACAAGAACAGAUGAAAACAGAGGGAAAAAAAUCUGAAGUCAGUCAGACUCAACCAACCACUCCAUUAGUUAUAAAAGAUACGCCACCUAGAGAAACAAAGACAGAGUCUACAAAAUCCCUUCCCGAAACCUGUCCACUCUGUAUGGUCGAUUUGAAGAAGGACCCUCCCAAUUAUGAUACUUGUACUGAGUGCAAAAAUACUGUGUGUAAUCUAUGUGGCUUUAACCCCAUGCCCAAUCAGGCAGAGAAAAAGCAGUGGCUGUGUUUGAACUGCCAGGUGCAAAGAGCUCAGGUUGAAGCUAACAAAGUACCUCUCCCAGCAACACAGCAGAAAAAGCCACUUGGCUCAACAGUCACAGAAAAGGAUCAGAAACUCUCUGCAGGUGUGACACCAGGGUCUAAAAAGCCAAGUGCAGUUCCACCAACACAGAAGUCCCCCCAGCAGCAGGAUAAUAUUGUAUCUGCAAAAUCUACACCACCGAAGACUGGGUCCACAAAAGAAGAGGCUGGCUUUUUUGGUUUUGGACGUUCUAGGUCACCAUCCCCCCAACCUGUUGUUUCCAAUGUUUCCGGAAAGGUCCUAGGCUUUGGUUCGUCUCUACUGAGUUCUGCAACCAAUCUUAUCUCCACUGCUGUGCUAGAUGAAUCCUCCACAACACAACUAGCCACUCAGGAGAUGUCAACAGCUUCUCAAACUUCUGUGAAGACUACAUUAGCACCAUCUACUUCUGAGAAAGGAUCUGCUGAUUUGCCACCUAUACAUGGUGCGAAUUCUGAGAAACAAAAAGAAAAGAAGCCAGAGAUGAUGAUAGUUCAGGGAAACGUUUUACCAAAAGAGGUUGAACAGAAAUCAGAGCCUCCAAAAACCUGUCCACUUUGUAAGGCGGACAUAUUUAAAAAUCCUCCAAAUUACAACACCUGCACCUCUUGCAAGAGCACUGUCUGCAAUCUUUGUGGAUUCAACCCAAUGCCACAUCAAACUGAGGCAAGUGAAUGGUUAUGUUUGAACUGCCAGAUGCAAAGAGCUCCAGAACCUCCCCACUUGCAGGCUGGGCCCCAGGCAACCAAAAUAUCUACACCUGCAUUACCACAAAAACAAGCCCCUCCAAUUCCUUCACAGGGUAAGCCAGGUGUUCUAACAGAGAACCAGAAUCUGGCUGCCUCUGGGAAACAAGAAGGCAAGUCCAAUCUGUCAGAUUCCAAGCAACCUUUAAUUGCUUCUAACAAAUUAGAGACCCAAAUGUAUAAAACAGAUGCCAAAUCUGAUCAGCCAUCUAAUCCUUCUAAAGAGGAUUCUAGUCGUUCAAGGUCACCAUCUCCCCAGCCAGCUGUGUCUGCUGUUUCUGAGAAGGUUCUAGGUUUUGGUUCCUCCUUCCUCAGCUCUGCUCAGAGUCUAAUAUCCUCAGCUGUCCAGGAUGAAACUUCGAAAACUCCACCAACAUCUCGCAAGGGAUCUACUUGCUCCCAGACAUUGAAUAAGAUCAUGCCAACACCACCAACCUCUCGAAAAGGAUCAGUAACUACUCAGGACUUGAAACAAGAAUCAAAGAUGGCCUCGACAACAAACACAGUUACAAACCUAAUCUCAGCUGAGAAAACUUCAGAUCCUCAAACAGUUAAACCAGCACAAGCACCAAUGAAUGAGGAACCUUUGAAAAAUUGCCCACUGUGUAAAGAGAACCUUAAGGAGAAUCCACAAAACUAUAGCUCUUGCACUUCUUGCAAAAGCACAUUUUGUAAUUUGUGUGGAUUUAAUCCCAAUCCACAUCAAACUGAGGUGAAGGAGUGGCUAUGUUUGACUUGCCAGAUUCAGAAAAUGCCAGAGCCUCCCCCAGGAAAUCCUCAAACACAGUCUGACAAAAUACCUCCACCAGCAUCUCCAUAUAAGAAAGAUUCUCAGUUUCCACCUUCUCCAGAGAAGAGUGCAAAUGUUCUUGCUGAGAAGGAUAAGAAACCUCCGGUGUCGACCAAAAAACCCACAGGUGAUGCUUCUCCUUCCAAAUCUGCUCCACCACCUAAAGGUGUACAAACCAAAGAAGAGUCAAGUUUCUUUGGCUUUGGUUUUGGUGGUGCUCGAUCUCGGUCUCCUUCUCCACAACCUGCUGUCUCUGAGAAAGUUUUAGGUUUUGGGUCCUCCUUCCUCAGCUCAGCAUCUAACCUGAUUUCCUCGGCUGUUCAAGAUGAGUCAUCCAUCAAAACUCCAGAAACAUCUAGAAAGGGAUCUACGGUUUCCCAGACUUCAGAGAAGAACGUGUUAACACCACCUACUUCUAGAAAAGUUUCAUUACCCCCCCAGGACGAUAAACAAAAAGCUCCUGCAGGAGAAUCAAAGCCACUUGCAAAACCACCUCAAGAACAAAACAGGCCAGUGGAUAAAACCAUAGAUCCUCAGUUGACCAAACCUCCACAUGCUUCAUAUGAGAAUCCAAAAGCCUGUCCACUCUGCAAAGAAGUCCUCAAGAAUGACCCAAAGAACUACAACUCCUGCACUUCCUGCAAAAUAAUUGUUUGCAAUCUAUGUGGAUUCAAUCCACUUAAAUCUGAGGAUGAUAUACGGGUAGAAGAGUGGCUAUGUUUGACCUGCCAAAUGCAGAAAGUGUCAGAGCUUCCACCUGCUCAGCAUCCUCCACAAUCUAACAAGCACCCUCCAGCAUCUCCACAAAAGAAAGAAAUUCCAAUUCCACCUUCUGAAAAGAAGCAGAGUGUUCAUACAGAGCAGGACAAGAAACCUCCAUCAGAGAGCAAAACACCCAUGCUUACUCAAACAACGCCAAAUGCUCAGUCUAAAAGUGAUGUGUCUCCUUCUAAAUCUGCUGCACCACCUAAGGGUGAACAGAUUAAGGAAGAGUCAGGUUUCUUUGGCUUUGGUUUUGGUGGGGCUCGAUCUCGGUCUCCUUCCCCUCAAUCUACUGUAUCUGGAAAAGUUUUAGGGUUUGGGUCCUCCUUCCUCAGCUCAGCAUCUAAUCUGAUCUCCUCAGGUGUUCAUGAUGAUUCAUCCAGCAAAACACCACCAAGUUCUCGUAAGGGACCUACUGUCUCCCAGAGUUCUGUUAAGACAACCCCAACACCACCUACUUCAAGAAAAGGUUCAGAAGCUUUACAAGCCUCACAAAAAAUUACACAUACAGAAGAGGCCAAGCGUACUGCUGCACAGAAACCAGAUGAAAAGAAAAUGCAGGAAAUCACAGAUGAAACAAAAUCACAAGAUGAAAUGCCCAAGGUACCAGUCGCUGAUGUGAAAAGCAUCAAAUCAGUCCCAGAGCCAUUGAAAGCCUGUCCUAUCUGCAAGGUGGACUUAAAGAGGGAACCACAAAAUUACAAUACUUGCUCUGAUUGCAAGAAUACUGUCUGCAAUAGUUGUGGAUUUAAUCCCAUGCCACAUCAAACAGAGGUCAAGGAAUGGCUAUGUUUAAACUGCCAGAUGAAGAGAGCUCCAGGAUCUACUUCUGCCAAACCAGAGCCAUUAGUUAACAAAGAACCUCCACCAACAAUUCAGCAAAACAAGGAGGCUCCCAUGCCUACUCCGCUUCCUGUUUCUCCCCAAGAGAAACUGAAUGUCAUAGAGAAAGACAAGACAAUAGCUGCUGGAGAUAAUCCAGGACAAAAAUCUUCUCAACAUACCACUACAGUUACAACAAAACCCUCUGAAAUGGCACAACGUGAUGCAUCUCCUACAAUAUCUGAUGUACCAACGAAACGUAAACCUUCCAAUGAAGAAUCAGGUUUGUUUAGUCUUGGUUUUGGUAGCGCUCGAUCUGGGUCACCUCAGCCUUCUGUGACUGCUGUUUCAGGGAAGGUUUUUGGCUUUGGAUCCUCCAUCUUGAACUCUGCAUCCAGUCUAAUCUCCUCGGCUGUUCAAGAUGAGUCCUCAACAACUCCUCCAAGGUCCCGUAGAGCUUCCACAAUUUCUGAAACUUCUGUCAAGACUACAACACCACCAGCUUCUCGUAGGGACUCUAUAGUUUCCCAAACUUCAGUUAAGACCACACCAACACCACCAGCCUCUCGCAAAGGAUCUUUUGCCCACCAGACCUCUCCAAAACUUCCACCUACUGAUGACUCAAAAAUAUCUGUAACAGACAAACCAAAGGAGGACAAACUAGCUGAAAAGAAAAUGCAACAGGCUACAUCAAUAUCAGAAGCUUUGACAGCUCCUAAAGCACCAACCAAAGCAUGUCCUCUUUGCAAAGUGGAUCUUAAUGUGGGUUCACAAGACAUUAGCAACUACAGUACCUGCACUGAGUGCAAGAACGUGGUCUGUAAUCUUUGUGGAUUCAACCCAACACCCCAUCAAAAAGAGGUUAACGAAUGGCUUUGCCUGAACUGUCAAACACAGCGGGCCUUAAAUGGAAUGGGACAACAAGGGCCUGCCAAAUUAAAGUCCAAUGAACAACCUGAAAAUGUGGCUGUGUCAGCACCACCUCUAAUACAAGUGGGACCAUCAUUAGUUCCAACCAAAGUAGCUCCUGAUGUUAUUGAAACCCAAAAGAAAGAUGUUAAACAAGUCCAGCCUGAGACAAAAAUACCUAAACAAAAUGAAGUUCAAGCUAAAAUCAUCACUGAUCAAAAAAGGACUCCUGUUUCAGAAGAUAUUCGGAAGGAACCAAGCUCAGCUUCUCCAAAACUGGUAGAGAGUAUCAUUAAGCCACAACCUGCAUCUUCUGAGAAAAAAGAAAUAUCAAAUCCAAAAGAACCAAAUAAAGAGAAAGAGCUUGAAAAGUCUUCCAGGAAAUCUAAUUCACCUCCACAAGCAGAACCUCCAAAACAGGAAUCAAGUUUCUUCGGAUUUGGGUUUGGUAGUCCUAAAGUGCAACCUGCUUCUAAGCCAUCUGAGUCCACCACUGGAAAACGUUUUGGCUUUGGUGGUCUUACCGAAACGGCUAGAUCGCGUUCACCCUCACCACAAACUGUUUCUGCUGUCUCUGGAAAGGUGUUAGGCUUUGGAUCCUCCAUAUUUAGCUCAGCAUCUAAUCUGAUCUCAUCAGCUGUUCAUGAUGAGGCGUCCACCACACCACCCACUUCUCGAAAGAGUUCUGCUGUUUCACAGACAACAGUAAAAACUACACCACCCACCUCUCUCAAGGAAUCUACAACAGUAGCAGAUUCUAAAGUUUUAUCAGUUGGUAAAAUCAAACCACAAGCAGCACAAAAGCAUGAUGAGGGAAAACCAGAAAUUAAGCCAGUUUCAGCACCCCAAUUACCUCAAAAGCCUGUUCAAAAGAGCUGUCCGCUAUGCAAAGUGGAACUUAACCUUGGUUCCAAAGAUGCCAAGAAUUUGAACAUGUGCACUGAAUGCAAGGUUACUGUGUGCAGCCAAUGUGGAUUUAAUCCAAUGCCUCAUCAAACAGAGGUUAAGGAGUGGCUCUGCCUGAAUUGCCAGGUAAAGCGAGCACAGACAGGAACAGACACAUCUGAAAAUGCACAGUCGGUUCCCUUAGUGAAGGACAACCAAACUCCAUCCAAAAUUGACAAAGUACCUACAGUUAAGCCUAAUCCUGAUGAGCAGUCCAACAUUGCAGCUGCGGAAAAGACAGUGCCUCCUACUAAAAAUAUAAAUGAAGAUGUAUUAGUUCCAGGCCCACAACAAGAGUCAGUUACAGAUGCUAAUGCAACUCAAUCAGUUAUGUCAAAUAAAGAACAGCCUAAGAAAAACAAUCCGCAACCAGAGCCUGCAGAAAUACCACCGCUUGCGACCAACGAUGCAACCUCUCCCGCAAAAUCUGCUCCAUGUUCACAAACAGAACCCCCAAAACAGGAAUCAAGUUUCUUCGGGUUUGGAUUAGGCGGUAAUAAACCAUCUGAAUCAACCAGUGGGAAGUUAUUCGGUUUUGGUGGCCUGACCGAAACAGCUAGAUCUCGAUCACCUUCCCCACAGUCUGUUUCUGCUGUCUCGGGGAAAGUCCUCGGUUUUGGAUCCUCAUUAUUUAGCUCAGCAUCUACUUUGAUCUCCUCAGCAGUUCAGGACGACUCUUCAAAAACUCCACCAACCUCUCGAAAAGGCUCCAGUGAGUCUUCACCAACACCAACUGCACGCAAAGGCUCUGUGACUUCUCAAAGUUCCUUCAAGGGUACACCUCCAACAUCUCGCAAGGGAUCUGUUGCAACACAAGACUCCAAUAAGACACCUCCUCCAAAAGAGGUCAAAGCGCCCAUUGAAAAGAAGCCAGAGGAGAAGAAACCAGAGAAGUUUGAUAAAGCCAAAGUAUCAAAAUUGACUGAAGUGAAGGAUAAACUUGAAACAAAGCAAGAUAAAAUAAUAAAACCUCUUGAAAGUAAACCUCAGUUAGCUGCAUCCACUUGCCCAUUGUGUAACAUAGAGCUUAACAUGGGCUCCAAGGAUCCACCAAAUUACAACUCCUGCACUGAAUGCAAGAAUUUAGUAUGUCAGCUUUGUGGAUUUAACCCUAUGCCUUACCUUGCAGAGGGUGAGUGGUUGUGUUUGAAUUGUCAAACACAGAGGGCUCUAGCUGGACAGCUGGGAGACUUGGCAUCCACAAUAACCAAGCCAACAGUCACCCCAAAAACAGAGUUGGUCAAGACCCCUGUGACUGCACCCACUCCACAACCAUCACCUGAUAAACAAGUAGAGCAGAUGCAAACUGCUCCUACAUCUGCAGCAGAAGUGAUGAUUUCUUCUGUCCACGCACCUUCUGUGGCUUCAAUCACAAAUGCUGCUUCUACAAUCAAUCAGCAGUCUGUUCUUGCUCCAGUCCCUAUUGCCGACAUCAAAGUGAAGGUGGAUACAGCUCUCAAGAGUAUGUUGAGUAUGCCGGCAACAGCUGUAGAGGAAAGAGAUGUGAUGGCACCAAUACAAACUGCAGAGUCUCAGAAAUCUGUUGUUAGUGGUGCUGAGGUCAUUUUAAAAGAAACAGGCAAAAACAUUGAAGGCCCUGGUGAGAAACAACCUGCACCAGGAUCAGUUUUGAUACAUCCACCAUUGCCAAUUGGGACUGAUAAAGAAAAGGUUAAAGAGAUUACAGAAACUACUCCAGUUCUUAUUGAUGAACAUAAGGACAGUGUUGUGAUACAAAUGGAUACAAGUCUUCCCAAAAUUUGUGAGCUAGCUGAAGUAGAGACCUUAAAAGUUGCAGAUAUUAAAGACCAAGAUGGACAAGACAUCUUAUCAGUUUCAGCAGAAUCGUAUAGCUCGGCUGAAGAGGAGCUCAAGGAAAUACAGAGAGUUGGUGAAAUAUCCAUUAAAGAAACAGGUACAAAACUGUUGGCUGUCAAAUCACCGGAUACCAUAAAACAAUACAAUGAAGACAGCAGUGGAAGUGAAUCUUCCCCUCAGAUACAGCGACGAAGAGUAAGGCCUGCUUCCUCCAGCAGUGAGGACUACAUUAAUUCUGGAGAUGAUGAAGAAUUCAUUCGAAGACAACUUAUGCACAUGGGGGCAGAUGAGAGCUUCGUACUAUCUGAUGAGGAAAACCAAAUCAUAGAAGAUGUAAGUGAGAAGGUACAAACUCAGCAAGAAACCAGAGAGGUUAAACAUGGAGAUGAAAAGAAGCCAAAACGUGUAUUAAAGAAGCUCUCUGUAGAGCCUGAGGAGUGGUCUGAUAAUAGUCUUUAUUCAUAUGUCCAAGAGAAUCAGUUUGCUCAGCUCAUCCCUGUCUCAGAAGCAUUAGAAGAAACCAGAGUGGAAAUAGAUGUUUCAGAUGACAAUGAUAAGAUAACAUCUACUGACUUUGAUGCCACAGCAGUUGCCAGUGUGCAAAAAUCUCCCAUUAGACAGAUUACAGAUGAGAGUUUAAUCGAAGACUCGUCUAAAGGCAAUGGGUCUUCUAGUGUGCAGGUGUCCAGCAUCACACCAGGAACAGCUUCUCCUACUUCCGUGUCCUCUAUUGAUGAAGACAGUGAUAGUAGCCCAAGUCAAAAAAAGGCUAGGGCAGAGAGUAAGCAACAAAAAAGGCCAAAACACAGACCACAGGGCCAGGGCCUUCCAAUCGUAGAGGACUCAUCUGAGGAUGAUAAGGUACGUGAGAAAAAAUAUCAGCUAAUGGCGGAGGCUGGAGAUGUUGAUCAGCAACAGUUAAGAAAGGUCACGAAAAAAUCCAAGACUGAAAGGGUUGAUGGAGCUGUACGAAGAAGGAGUGAUCAUUUGACCAAAACUAAUAAGUUACAGCAUGUUUCAGGAAUGAGGGAACUGAAGUCUUCAUCGUUCUCUGACCUUUCACCAAGUUUUGAAUCUGAACCAGAGAGUGACGAAUGGGAAUACAGAACAUUAUCAUCGGAAACACACGAGAGGCAUGAUGUUGGAAAAAAGCCAUUAAAAAGUGCAGAGGAGGCAUAUGAGGAAAUGAUGCAGAAAGCACAGGAAUAUAAAACAUUAGAAAAAUUUACACCACCUGAUAUUGAACCACUAUAUGGGGGUAUGUUGAUAGAGGACUAUGCUUAUGAUACUUUAGUUGAGGAACAUGAACAGACUGUACCAGCUAUUUGUACAGUCACUCAGGAUCAAGACUUAAGAAAAGUAUCUGAGUCUGUAAGAAUUCUAAUGGCACCAGAAGAGGCUUAUGAGGAGAUGAUGCAUAAAAGGAAAGACAUCUUUCAAAAACAACAGGAAGCUAAGCAAGUGGAAGAAACAAAACUUUCCACAUUUUUGCCACUUGAUGUCAGUGAUACUUGUUAUGUAACUAUUGCUGGAAUUGAUGCACUUACCACAGAUUCAACUGAAAAGCCAUUGUUGCAGGCUGAGGAUGCCUAUGAUGAUCUGUUGAACAAACAAAAAGAUGUUUUAACACCAGGAACAAGUCCAACCCAAUCUUCACCCAUAUCUCCAGCCUCUCCUCUAUCUCUAUCAGAGUCAUCAUAUGAAUCUCCUGAGGUGAUAUUAAUCCCCUCAAGUGGGGAAGAAGAUGUUGCAGAUGAACCUAUUGAAUGCAUUUUGGAACCUUACAUUACAGAAUCAACUAAAGAUGAAUCUGAAAAAAAAGCUUUAUAUCCCAUUCCUGACCUAAAAAUCACUCAGUGCUCCUCUGGUGAAGAAGAAGUCGAUGAGGAAGACAGUUUCAAACAAGAAGUAAUAUCUGAGCCCACUGAUGUUCCUCAGAAUGAGGACAAGCCAAAAGAAACUGGUGAAAUUGCAGAACCAGAAGCUUCAGAAGAAUCAUUUCAGGGUGAUCCCAUUUCUAUAAUUUGUGAAAUUCCUUUAUCAAAACACGAGGCAGCUAAAAAUCUUCCAGUUUGUGAUUCAAGAAUAUCUCCACUAUCUCCACCAACAUCUCCAGGCAUUUCAUCACCAGAUUCAUAUAUAGAGUCAACAAUGGCACCACCAUCCUCUCCAAGUUCUGGCCAGACACCUGAACCAACUACUCCAGCAAGCCCCAGUAUUGUUGAAAUCUCUUCUCCAGUUGUAAUUCAUAUGCCAGACGUUUCUGAGCCAGACACAUCGCCUGGAACUGUUCCCCUUGUUUCCUCCACACAAAUGGUUGUAGCCCCAUUGCCAGUCACUACAACUCCACCCCGUGUCUCAGCAAUUGCUGCAACUCCUGAGGUUCCUGUUUCUAAUAGAAUACUAGGUCCAAAACCAAUCCCUGCUCCCAAACCUAAAAAAACUAUCCAGGAAACAAUCCAAAAAUAUACUUUUGAUUUAACUUCUCAAGAAUUAGAUGAAAAAGCCUGUACCACUCACAUGUUUGAACCAACUCCAGAUUCAAAAUCAGCCACUAUAGAGAAACAAAAAGUUGCACCAGUGACUGAUUCACAGAUAGAACAAAACAAAACUCUAAUUUCAAGCCAUAGUACUGUUCCAGUAUCUGUAGCAGCUCCAUCUUAUCCUGCAACUACUACUGCUACACAUUGUAUACAAACUACUGUUGUUGUUCAAAUGCCAACCCUGGUUACAUCUUCAUCUCAGUCUCCACAUCAUGUGGCUUGUCAAGUACGUCCUCUAGCCUAUGCCCCAGUUUCAGCUUCAGUCUCGGUAGUAGAUCAAGUGGCAAUUUCUGUCCAAUCAAUAGCAUCAGCAUCAGUACCAGAAAUGGUUGUUUCUAUGGCCCAAACCAGCUGUGUUCAAAAACCUGAUCAUUAUUCAAAGGAAAGCAAAUCAGAAUCAGCACCCCCACCAGGAAAAACCCCACCUAUUUCAGCCCUGGCAGGUCAUAUAGAGCCUUUUGUUGCAAAAACAGUCUCUGUUGUUUCUCCUACUAGUACAACAACUUAUGCUUUUGGAGCCUCACUCUCAGAACCAGUUCAACCAAUUUUAGAUCUUCAGCCAGUGGUUGUGGAAAUACAGCAAAAGCAUGUGCCAGAUGAUAGAUCAGCUACAGUGUUUCAAUUACAACCAGUUUCACAAACCAUUUCUCCUGCUGUGCAGACACAGCAAGGUAAAGUUGUAGAUGUAUUGCCAAAUUUUGAAAAUGUGUCUAUGAUUAACCAGACGGCUCAAAAUAUCAUUGUUAACUCAGAAGUUAAAACAACUACUGGUGAUGGUAGAGGGCACCCUGUUAUUGUUAGUGUUUCUCCUUUAACAUGUACAGCCAUUGCUCCACCUUCAUCUGGUGCUAUAAUGGCAACUGCUUUUGUCACUGAUUCAACAGAUCCACUUACUGUGAAGAAACCUACUGUAAUUGCUGUCUCUCAAGAAAGAACUGAUAAACCAGUCAUUGAAUUCCCACCUCCACCCACAGUUUCCCCACCAGAAUUGCCCUGUAGCACUGUACCCAAAUUGGAUUUGAACCAGCUAAUGACUGUUUGCACUUCUUCAUCAGUUACAGCAACUCUGCCUGAACCCUCACCAACUGUGACCCCAACACACAAAUCCCCACCUCCUGUUCCACCCAAACCAGUCUGUAUUCCACCAGGAUUGGUAUUUAAUCACAGAGCAAGAGAGAGUGUAAAACCACCAACUAGCCCUGAUCCAGUAGUUGUUCAUGCAGUUCGUGCUGCAACUUUACCAAGAACAAAAGAACCCCCAAAUGCAUUGUCAUUAAGUUUGACUGCCCCUGUUAAUUGUCAGCAUAGUGCUUCAUCACCAAAAUCACCUAUGUCCCCUAGAUUUGCCAGAACUUUGGAAACAUAUGUGGUGAUAACAUUACCCUCAGAACCAGGGUCACCUGUGGAGAGCAUUACAACCCAAGCCCCGACGCGAAGAUCGUCAUUACCAACUCCAAGGCAGCAGGUUCCUUGUGAUGCUCCACAAAUGUUUGCUCCAUUUGCUGUAGUGGAUGCACCUGUGACAGCACUUUCUGAGCAAAUCAUUGCAGCCCCACCAGAAGUAACCUUAGUUCCCCCUACAGCAGCUAAACAAAUUACACAAAAUAUAUUAGCACCUUGUAUAACUGUUCCAGUGGCACCAGUUUCUGCUCUACAAACAGUGUUUUCAGAACCAUUUGAAGUGGUAUCAAGAAGUGUAGCACAAACAAUGACUGUUCCAUGUGCCACAGUAGAGAAAAAAAUGCAGUCUGCACUGUUUACAACAACAUAUGAUUCCUCAAUUGCUCAACCUGUAAUGAUUUCAGCACCAGUUGUAACUGCCCCACCUCCAAUGUUUACUUCACCAGUUACAAUUGCUCCUCCUGAAAUGUUGUUAGCACCAGCUGACAUUGCUCCCCCUGCAAUGGUUUCAACACCAAUUGAAAUUGCUACACCUCCAAUGGUUUCAGCAGCAACUGUUGCAGCAGCACCACAUGUUUCCAUGGAACCGACAACAUUUUCAGCACCAGAAUACACUGCGCCUACUAUGGUUUCUCGAUUUCCAGUUGCUUCAGCAUCAGUGGUGCUUACAACAAAACCAUCUAAGGAGGCAAUAGUAGCCCCACUGUCUGAACCAUUUGCACAGUAUGCAGUGAGUGAAGUACGUCAGGAGCCCGAAACACAACAAAUGCAGACAACAUAUUCUGCACCAAUAACAAUAACCCAGAUUCCAAUUUCAACUCAAAAUAAAGGCAUUCAAGGUUUGGAUGUGGAGGAAGUAUUAAUUGUCUCAGCUGCAGAGGAUGAAUUAAAUAGGCUGGGUUCAUCUGCGGUUUCAAAAACACCAUUCCAAGAACAGCAUAAAUUAUAUGAGCAAAAACAAGAACCCCAAGCAUUGUCUAGUGCAGCUGCUGUGACAUCAAUACCAGCCACAUUUACCCAAUUUACAAAAUCAAUUGAGAGUCAAGAAAUACAUGGACAAGAUAAAGUUGUAUCAAGCAUGAGCCAAGUCUAUACUGCAGUCUCAAAAACUGAGCAGCAUCCUGAGAAAUUACCUAAACUUGUAACUCAAGUGGUCACUACUGAAGUGCAAAGAACUACAACUGUGUCCGUUGUUCAGGAGAGGAUACCGGUUAAGCCAAUACCUGAACCUAUGAGUGCUCCAGUCCUAAUUCAACCAGAAGUCCACCCAAAACCCAAACAAAAUGAAAGAGUACACUACCCUAGUGAUGUUAUAGAUCUUACAAAAUUUAAAGUCAAUGUUACAAUGACUGAUCAAGGAAUGGAUCUCACAGCGCCAGAUUCAAGUAAGUCAUCCUUGUCAAGUGAAUCAAGUGACAAGCGACAGGCUACUGUUGUACAGCCAGAAAUUGUGAAUCUUAGUGCUGAAAUUAUUCCUACUACAACACUCUCUGUUGUAACUGAUAGCAUAACAAUUGUCACUUGCACAGCUACAAUUACCUACACUAACAAUAGCAUAGUAGAGAAGCCUUUGGACCUUGGAAAUGCUACUUCAGUACCUCUUCCACUUACCACAUACAGCCCAUUUGUGCCACUUGCACAGAUAGUGUAUAGACCUGUAAAUUGUCAACCUAAACCCAUAACCUGUGCAGAGAUCCCUGUUAACCUGUCAUACAGAACUGCAGGCACACCCACUCCUCUAAUGCCUGUUACAGUAGCCCCCAGUUUCACAAAUGGCGCUGUUGGUAUACCAAUGCAUUUAGAGCCAACUGCAACUGGACCUGUAGACCUUACCACUUCUAAGCCACUGAGAACCAUGGUUGCAUUGUCAUCCUCUUCUGGGGUGGUCACAACUGUUGUGGAGGAUAAUGGUACACCAGUGGAUCUUACAUCAGGAAGACAAACUGUUUGCUGUGAUGUCAUUUACAAGCUUCCUUUCACAGGGAGCUGCAGAACACAGCCACCAGUGAUCACACAUCCAGACAACCAAUCUGAUUUCAGAGAAGAUCAGUAUCAUAAUGCCACAACACCUGUCAUUGAAGAUCUCAGUACCAUGAAAGUGUCAAUAUCAGACAGUAACUUCAAAGAGACUGAACUCAUUGAUUAUAAAAGAAAGAAUGGAUUCACCUAUAAGAAUGGGGCAUCUGAAGGGGCUGUUGAUUUGACAUCGUCCAAACUAUCAACAGAUGAAGCUUUAGACUAUUCAAAGAAAGGCACUUUGGCAUUUACUGGGAUCACCGCUGCUACACAUUCUGAUGGAACCUCAUUUGGCAUGAAUAGUUUGCUAAGAUCUUCAAAUGGCAUUGUUUAUUCAUCGGUUGGUGCCCCUGUGCCAUCCACAUAUGCAGUUACUACCCAGCCAGGUUCAAUAUUUAGCACAACGUACAAUAGUCAAAAUCAGCAUACUCCAUAUGACUUUAUUCAUACCACAGGCACAGACCAAUCAAUAUUUCCACAAUUUGAUUUAUCAAAGGAUAGUCUACCUUCUGCAUUGGCCAGUCUCCUUCCUUCACUGACAGUCUUUCCUGAGCUCUACUCUGAUGCUACCCUUGAGGCAAUAGCAGCCUCUCUAGACACAUUGGUAUCUCCAAAUUUUCCUGAUUUGGAUGACAGCAAGAGCCAGCAGUACAAGGCUGAACAUGAGUUUUUACAAUUGGAAAAGUUAAAGCAGCUGUGUCUCGCUGAAGAGCUUGAAUGGGAAAGACAAGAAAUACAGCGCUACCGUGAGCAAGAACAAUUCAUUGUUCAGAAAGAGCUGGAAGAGCUUCAGAACAUGAAGCAACACCUUCUAAUGCAUCAAGAAGAGGAACGAAAAGCCCAUAUAAUUCUUCAACAAGAAACUUUUGCACAGCAGCAAGUUCAGUUGGAGCAAAUUCAUAGAUUGCAGCAACAACUCCAGCAACAACUAGAAGAGCAAAAGGUAUAUCCAUAUGGGUUUGGACAAAGUGAAGUGAAAUCCCCACCUACCAGCUCAGACAUUAUACUUGAGUCUAAAUAUGCUGGUGAAGAUAAUGGACAGUACUUGCCAGUAAGGGAUGAAAACUCCAUGCCAUCUGCAGUGACAGUUAAUGACACUACACUUGGUCAUAACUGGCCAACAACCACCUCUGGUGCUUUUACUCAGUAUGAUUCAAACAUUCCAAUGUCAGUGAGUGCUCAGACAAAAGAGCAAAUGCAGAUGUCUACAAACCUGCCUGAUACAGCAAAGCAACAUCAAAAUGUAGAUUUUAGUGGGAAGAAAUUCAUUGAAAGUGGUGUUCAAACAGAUGAUGAAGAUGAUGUUGAGAGGAUUCCUCCUGGUAGAAGAAGAAGAUGUAAGAGAAGUACAGACAGCUGUGCGCAAACUGAUGAUGAGGAUCAGGAUGAAUGGGACGUCCCUGUUCGGAGCAGACGCAGGUCUCGUUCUAGUAGAUAUACUGAUGGAGAGAAGGGUAAAAGCUCUAAGGUGUCAAGUAUUGCAAUUCAGACUGUAGCAGAGAUUUCAGUUCAAACAGAACAUUCAGGGACUAUUAGGAGAUCUCCGGUCCGGGCUCAGGUGGACACUAAAGUCAAUUUUCACAGGGAUGGCCAAACAGAAAGUGACUCAGAUAUUACAUCUGACAAAGACAAAAAACGUUCAGUUUUCACCGAGACAAGUGUUAGCACACACCUUAUUGCUGAUAAUGUUGGAGUUACCAAAUCUCCAAAGGUAUUAUGCUCUCCACAUUCUCCAGUGUCACCUGGCAAAAGUGCACAGAAAAUGCUUACUGCUGAAUCGUCAAAACAUCUGAGUAGCCCAAGAUCACUACAGACUUCACAGCGAUCUCUGUGUGACCCUAAGUCACAUAGUCCAACAACAGAGAACAGAAUGAUGUACCAGUACUCAGACACCUACACAACCAAGAGUUCUCAGAGCGCUACUCCAGUUGGCUCUCAGAAAAAAGUUAAACGCACACUACCUCAUCCACCACCAGAAGAAGACACCAUUAUCGGCCUCUCUGGCUACACCUCUGGUUCUGCCAGAAGGCGAAUGUGUAGAAACACCACUAUGGCACGGGCCAAAAUCCUGCAAGACAUAGACAAAGAGCUGGAUUUGGUGGAACGUGAGUCCUCAAAACUCCGUAAGAUACAGGCAGAACUUGAUGAGGAGGAGAAAGAGAUAGAUGCUAAAUUGAGAUAUCUGGAGAUGGGUAUAAAUCGAAGAAAAGAGGCUUUACUGAAAGAGAGAGAGAAGAGAGAGAGAGCCUACUUACAAGGUGUGGCAGAGGAACGAGACUACAUGUCAGAUAGUGAGGUCAGCAACAUCAGAGAGGCACGAGGUAAUGGUCAUGGAGUAGAGCGGCCACGGACUGCACCACAGUCUGAGUUAGAUCAGUUCAUCCCACCACAGAGUGAGGCUGAGUCUCAGUAUGCUUCACUUACAAGCCCAUAUUCCCAUUAUCAGUAUGAUUCCCAAAGCCAAACACCAGGUCAGUAUCCACAAAAGAAUUUAUACCAGCAGUCUCUUUAUCAUCAGCAGGUGUCCCCUUACCAAUCUAUCUACUCAUCUGUGCCCUCACUAAACCAGCAGUCCCAGCAGACUGGCUAUGACCAUUCCUCACUCCUACUGAUGCAACAGAAACCUCGUCAGACUACUUUGUCUGAUUUAGAGCCAAAGAUUACAACUAACUAUGAGGUUGUACGCAACCAGCCCAUCCUAAUUGUCCCUACGUCCACAGAGAGUGCCUACGGAGUUUCCCAUCUUGGCGGUAAAUACAGUAACCUUGACCUAAGGAUGGGCCUUGAGGAGAGAGCCAGCAUGGCCAGCAGCCCCAUGUCUAGCAUAUCAGCUGAGUCCUUCUAUGCAGACCUGGAUCACCACAAUGCCAGAAACUAUGUCCUGAUUGAUGACAUCGGAGAACUUACCAAAGGGUCCUCAAGCCUUGGUUCAAGCUUCGGCAUUGCUGAUAAGGAUAUUGGCAAAGCUGAACGACUGCUCCGGACUGCUGAUGUUCGCCGAGCGGCAGAUGUGGCAGAUUUUCUUGGCCCUCUUCAGGCUGCAUCCCGACUGCAUUCAUAUGGUAAAGCAGAAGAAGAUUCAAUGGAGGAGCCAUAUGAAUUAAAAAUGUUAAAACAGCAAAUUAAGCACGAGUUUAGGCGAGGUACAGAAAGUCUUGAGCAGCUCGCAGGACUGCCUCACUACCUCCACUCUGACACUAGCCUUAGGCAUUUCCCAAAAGCUGAAAAAUAUAGCAUAGGGAGAUUAACUUUAGAGAAACAAGCUGCCAAGCAACUCCCUGCAUCAGUUCUUUACCAGAAACAGCUGAAGAACAAGAAAGCAUUGAUUGACCCUAAAAUAAUAAAGUUUUCACCCAUUCAAGAGAGCAGGGACCUUGAGUUAGACUACAGCAACUUUUUGGCCUCUGCAAGCUCAUCAGUAGGUGGACUGUCUGCCAGAGCAAGGCUCUUGCAGGACGAGAUCACAUUUGGUCUUCGAAAGAACCUUGUUGAACAACAGAAAUAUCUUGGUUCAGCACUUGGUGCUAACCUUGCUCAAUCACUCAACUUUGGACAGUCUGUUCACCUAGGACCAACCAUAAGGUCAUCCCUUCAUGAGGAUGGUACAUACCCCAGUGGCAAUCGGUCAAGGCCCUCCUCUAGACCUUCUUCUGUAUAUGGACUGGACCUGUCUAUCAAAACAGACCUCUCAAAUUCCUCACUACGACUGAAAACAGAAGGGGAGGGUAUGGACUCCCAGUAUGUUUCAGCAAGGGCUAAACCAACAAGUCUGCCGAUUAGUCAGAGCAGGGGUCGAAUUCCCAUUGUUGCACAAAAUUCUGAAGAGGAGAGUCCACUGAGCCCUGUUGGUCAGCCCAUGGGAAUGGCCAGGGCAUCUGCAGGCCCACUUCCACCUAUCUCAGCAGACUCACGGGACCAGUACGGCUCCAGUCAUUCUCUUCCAGAAGUCCAACAGCACAUGAGAGAGGAAUCCAGGACAAGUGGAUAUGAACGAGACAUUGUUUUUUUAAAGGAUGACCUUCAAGGGGCCAUGUCUGAUAGUGAAGCUGGAGGUCCUAGCUGGAAUGUGAAAGCAUACCACCUUCAGCAUGAAGAGACGGACUGGUUUGACAAACCUCGCCGUGGUGGACCAGAGGCAUUCCAGGCCCUGGACAGAAGACAGGUAAAAGGCAGUCAUUUCCCUUUCCCACACACUCGCAUCAAACUACAGCGGGACCCCAAAGACCACACUGUCUCAGGGAGUGGUCUGGGAAUAAGAGUUGUUGGUGGGAAAGAGAUUCCAGGGACCAAUAGAGAGAUCGGAGCAUAUAUUGCCAGGGUUUCAGCAGGAGGAUCUGCAGAGCAGUCGGGAAAACUUGUUGAAGGAAUGCAAGUUCUGGAGUGGAAUGGGAUCUCUCUGUUGGGAAAAACAUAUGAAGAGGUGCAAAGCAUUGUGGGGCAACAAUGUGGAGAGGCAGAAAUAUGUGUGCGCCUGGACCUAAACAUGCUGUCUGACAUCGAGCAUCCUCAACAACUAGACCUCCAUACACAGCUGAGAGCUGGUGAACGUCAACGUUCUCCAGGUGUUGACCCAAAGCAGCUGGCCGCAGAGCUGCAGAAGGUUUCCCAACAGCAGGCUCCGACCUCGGUGCUGUCUGCACUGGAGAGAGCCGGACACCUGCAUUCAGCCACAGGAUCUGGGGCCUCCAGUGGUGUUCCCAGCCCGGGACAACCGGGCUCCCCAUCCGUUAGCAAAAAGCGCCACAGCAGCAAGUCGACAGAGGCCCUGAAGUCACAACCACAUCCAAUCACUGGUGAAAUACAACUUCAAAUCAACUAUGACAAGAACAUGGGUAACUUGAUUGUUCAUGUGCUACAAGCAAGAAGUCUUGCACCUAGAGAAAACAACGGAUACACAGAUCCUUUUGUUAAAGUCUAUCUUCUACCAGGGAGAGGCCAAGUCAUGGUUGUCCAGAACGCAAGUGCUGAAAACAAAAGGAGGACUAAAUAUAUCCAGAAGACUCAGAACCCGGAGUGGAACCAGACUGUCAUUUAUAAAAACAUCCAUCUGGAGCAGCUGAAGAAGAAAACUCUGGAGGUAACUGUGUGGGACUAUGACCGAUAUUCCUCAAAUGAUUUUCUGGGAGAAGUGCUCAUUGAUCUCUCCAACACAUCUCAACUGGAUAACACGCCUCGCUGGCACCCCCUAAAGGAGCAAAGUGAGAGUAUCCAGCAUGGACGAGCUCCCCUUCCACAAGGACCAGGAGGAUCUGGAGGCCUGGGAGGGCAGGGCGGCCCUGGAGGUCACGCGGGCCCUGGAGGACCAGGAGGUUCUGGAGGUCAGGGAGGGCAACCGGGGAACCAGGAAUCACCCAAAACCUCCGUCAUCAAGAGCCGAAGUCACGGCAUCUUCCCUGACCCCGCUAAAGACACACAGGUCUCUACCAUAGAAAAGUCUCACAGUAGUCCCGGCAGCUCUAAAUCCUCCUCUGAGGGUCACUUACGCUCCCACGGCCCUUCACGCAGUCAAAGUAAAGGCAGCAUAACCCAGGCUCAUCUGGAAGAGGCCGGGAACGCCAUCGCUGCGGCCGAAGCCGCCGUUCAUCAGGCUCGAUUCCAGCCAAACAAAACAAAUCACAGAAUGGCUGAUGGUGUUGAAUACACUCUGGAGAGUGAGGACGGUACAGGUCCUAAUGCAUUGGACAGUGCCAUCUUUCAGGUUCCUCAGCUGAAAAACAUCCCUAAUGGAACAGAUAAAUGCAGAGGACUUGAAUCAUCUGUGAACCGGUCUGACUCGGAGGGUAAGAUGAUGGGUGAGAUCAAGGUGGCUUUGAAGAAGGAGAUGAAGACUGAAGGAGAACAGCUGGUUCUUGAGGUUCUGCAGUGCAGGAAUAUUACCUACAAGUUCAAAUCUCCAGACCAUCUACCUGACCUUUAUGUAAAACUCUACGUGGUGAAUGUGGCAACUCAGAAGAAAAUCAUAAAGAAGAAGACGAGAGUGUGUCGUCAUGACAGAGAGCCAUCCUUCAAUGAGACCUUUCGCUUUAACCUCAAUCCAGUUGGCCACUCUAUUCAGCUGUUCCUGGUAUCAAAUGGAGGAAAGUUCGUGAAGAAGACCCUGAUUGGUGAAGCCUACAUCUGGCUGGACAAAGUAGACAUGCGUAAACGUGCCGUCAGCUGGCACAAACUGGUCGCCACCACCAAUCAAACUCAACCAUAAUCAACCAAUCAGAACUCAUCACCCAUCAAAGUGAAACAAAGGUGGGUUUGUGAAUUUGGAAAGACUGACAGGUGCGUCUAGUCUGAACUGAAUCAUGUAUCCGGGUCCUCCCAAAAGUGUAUUUAAGAUGAUUCACCAAACCAGUCCAAAAGGAUGAUAAAUGCAUAACGCUGUUAUGAUCUAUUUGAUCAUUUCUGCAACAUCAUUCCCGUUGGUCCAUCGCAUACUGAAUCUACAAUAUCUAGACGUACGUCAUUUAUUACUUGAGAAUUUAAUUGCUGUUUCUAUCCCAUUUCCAAUGUUACGUACCUAUAUGUGUAUUUGUCAGAAAAACAGCAUUAUUUAAAAGAUACACAAAUGACACAAUCAUUUGAUACAUAAUGUACCAUAUGCACUGAAUUGAGAAAGUAAGACAAUCUUAAAUGCAAUGGGUCCCGCUGUCUUUGUUGAAUGCACCAGUUUGUUUUUGUCCUUAAUGCUGAAUGUUGAAACGUCUGGUUCUUUCGACUGGAUUUGGAGAGGACGUAACUGAUGAAUAUCAUUCGAUAACAAUAUUACGGACAAUAGCAUGGACAAUAAAAGAGGCCGUAUUUUGUGUUUAGCAUCUCGAGCCCUCGAAAUUGUCUACUGUGUGAUGUAUGUCCACAAUGUGUUUGUUUCCAGCAGCAUUUUGAAGUAACUGUCAUGUCAUGUCGGUGGUCAAAUGUCGUCAUUAAUAGUCUCUGUUAUGUGUGACGUUCUGUGUGGAAUACAAAUAUGCAAUGAGAAAAAAUAAUAACUAAUGUACAUUUGAGAAAUUUGAGAGUCCUAUUGGGCGAGGCCUCUGGCUCAACUGACACGAUAGGUCGAAAUCCGGAUGUAACGUUCGUGUUUAUUUUGGUGCAAGUGUCUGUCCUCUGUCAUGUGUUACUCUGUUUCAUAGUGGUGCACAAAAAAUGUUUCAUCCGCUGUAAUGUUUGAUCCGAUCAGUCAUAAAGGAUAACUCGGUUAACUCAUUAUCUCUACAUAAACACUGCCUCUUUAACCCUUCACCAUAUCAGUGUAGAGUUACACAAUGUGCCAUUGAAAAAUAAAGGCACACAUUUGUUGUCUGUCUUAUCAAUAUCAGUGGACAUCUUACUUAUAACGUUUUGCAAAUCGAAUACACACAAGGUUUUCUUGUUUAAUCUUUACCUUGCACAGUCGUGCAUGGAGGUAUCUUAAUAAAAGGUAAGAUAAACUAUUGUGUGCCAACCUGAUGUUUUAACCAAAUCCACUGGUUCAGUUUGGGUAAUCUAUGCAACAUGGAUUAUGUUCUUUGAAUGCAUAUACCUUAACAUAUAACAUAGAGAGUAUGAAUACAUGUAUAUGUUGAAAAAAAUGAAAUUAAGUAUAUUGUAUAGUGUUUAUUUUUAUUUAUUUUUUACUCCUCUUUUAUGGUACAGUAAAUAUGCACUUUAGGUUGUUGUUUUCAUACUGUAGAUUUCCAAAUACCAUCAUCAAUUGUGUAUUAUCUUUUAGUGUCACUGCUGCAUAAAAUACUAAAAUGUUGGCAAAGUUCUGCAAAACAAUAAUAUAUAAUAAAAUAACUAUGAUGAUGGCCAAUUAUAAGUGUUUUCACCCAGAGCAUUAUAUUAUAUUAUAUUAUGAGAGAGUUUUUGUUGUUCCCUUUAUAAAAGCACAUCUAUUUGACAGCUAUCGAAACUUCUAUUGCAGUUUAUUAUGACCCCAUUGUUUUUAGUUUGGGGAUGAGAUUAGGUGUGUGAAUGUGAUUUGGUUAUUUUUGUUGAUUUUGUAAAUGUAUAUAUUUUCUACAAGAUGUCUGAAUAUUAAUUUGGUCUGAGCAUGUGAUUGUAAUCACGAGAUCAAACUCUGUCUGUACAUAUGUUGUAUUUGUUUAUAUGUGGAAGAAAGUAAUAACUCGAUUGGUGCAAACAAGUGUUCAAUCAACCCAUUUCAAUAUGUUUGUCAAAAUCAGCAACAUCUCUCAGAAUGCCAAGGUUUAAAAAAAAAUGCGAAAAAGACAAAAGAAAAAUUCCUUUCAAAUUGAAUGGUUGUCAAACAGUUUCUAUGUUUUUACAUAGAUGUUGCAUGUUUCGCUAGAUGUCUGUUGAUAUAUUUUGACUCCGGAUUGGGUUAAAAAAGAGAGAAAUUUUGAACACGUCAUCUGAAAUUGUAUGCGGACUGUAAAAAUGCUUGUAAUAUGAGUCUUGUUUUUCACUUCGUGUAAAAAAGAAAAAAAAUAAUGUUAUGGUUUUGUGGUUGUCCACAGGAUGUCAUGAAAUUAUGCAAAUUGUGCAGUAGAGGAAAAUAAUAUAUGAAGACUAAGAAAUAAAUAAAAACUUUAUCCCUGCGUCUAAAUAAUAAAGAAUAGAUUCUAUUUCAAAUG
Molecule: messenger RNA, 28185 nt
Organism: Paramisgurnus dabryanus
Lineage: Eukaryota; Metazoa; Chordata; Actinopteri; Cypriniformes; Cobitidae
Gene: pclob
Product: piccolo presynaptic cytomatrix protein b
Biological process (GO): protein localization to synapse; presynaptic active zone assembly
Cellular component (GO): axon; cytoskeleton of presynaptic active zone; glutamatergic synapse
Molecular function (GO): metal ion binding; protein binding; structural constituent of presynaptic active zone
Source: RefSeq, a predicted model, not a curated record